AUGUCCGCAUUCGUAAAAACACGUGAUUCCGCGCUAAAUGCUAUAAAAAGGUACAUGACCAAGAGCAACGACGAAGCAUUUGUGUUAGAUUUAGAAAAUGUCGAAAGUUAUCUGCAGUUAUUAAAUGAGCAGUGGGUACGAUUUAAGACAGCCCAAGAUGAAGUCGAGCUUUCUUGUGGUGCAGAUAACAUCGAUGUCGAACAGACCGCGCGCAUCCAGGCCGAGACCUGGUACGUUACAGCGCUAUCACAAUUUAGGCGUGUACAGAAGUGUAGAACCGAAUCAGUUGCGAAUUCUACAAAUCCGCAUCCCACUGUGUCAGCAGCAAUUAAACUACCUAAAAUGGAACUUCCAUCCUUCGCGGGCAAUUCCACUGAGUGGAUCGCCUUCUACGACGCUUUUGUUACCCUCGUAGAUUCUAACUCUUCAUUGUCAGGUGGUCAAAAGCUACACUACUUAUGUAGCUGCUUAAAGGGUGAUGCGCUUAGCAUUAUCAGCGGUUUCCAAAUUUGCGAUGCCAACUAUACGGAGGCAUGGAAUCUUCUAAAGUCGCGAUAUAAAGUUAUGCGAGUUAUUGUCGAAGCGCACUUUCGGGCGAUUGCAGAGAUACGUAAAGCGACGAGCGACACUGCUGACUCCAUUAAGAACGUGUUGAAUGCAUUCCAACAACACAUAAGGGAACUUAAGGCUUUAGGGCGACCAGUGGAUUUUUGGGACGAUUGGUUAGUACAUGAAACUGUAACCAGACUCUCCUUCGAAACUCGCAAACAGUGGGAGUUGUUACUCACUAGCGACGAUCCUCCUACCUUCGAAGACCUUUCGUCCUUUUUGGAAAUAAGGUGUCGCUCAUUAUCGAUGAUAUCAACGCCAGCAACCCAGUCAUGGCCAGGAAAACCGAACAAUCAAAAAUUGGUCGGAAAAUCGGCAAAGGUUUUUCAUGCCACCGCAGAUCAAUCGCGUUGUACGUAUUGUAACGCAGGUCACAGAAUUUAUUCUUGUGAAAAAUUCCGUAGUUUAGAUGCAAACGCUAGACUCAAUUUUGUGAAAGAUUUCAAGGCGUGCUUAAACUGCUUAAGUACCGGACAUUUUAAGGAACGCUGCAAUAGCGCGUCUUCCUGUCGAAUAUGUCGGCAGCGCCACCAUACAUUGCUUCAUAGUUCGCCAGAGGCAUCCACCUCUUCCCACGUCGUCGACUCACCCCGCACCGCUGCAGGUACGUUACCCGCCGCUAGCUUGCUCCCGCAAACCGCUGUCACAUCCGCCUCCGCUUGCCUUAAUUCCAAGGUUAACCCAAUGCAUAAACCACAAAACGCUGUGUUGCUAUCAACCGCCCUAGUAAAGGUACGUGAUUCUGCUGAUCGAUGGCAGAAUGCUCGCUUAUUAUUCGAUUCAGGUUCUCACGCCACAUUCAUAACUGAGGCAUGCGUACAACGUCUAGGUCUAGCUCGCAAAUCUUCGUCCAUAUUUGUAACGGGAAUUGGCGCUUCUCAGGGUGGCCGUUGCAGAGGCGAAACGACGUUAUUCCUUUCUUCGCGACAUUCAAGUGAAUGCUACCCCAUCAACGCAUUAAUUUUACAAAAGAUUACGGGCGAUUUGCCGUCGCAGAGUUUAAGCGUUCCUGAAUGGUCUCACAUCAAGGGACUGUUCUUAGCUGACCCGCACUUCAUGGAACCCGGCCGUGUAGACAUCUUAGUGGGCAUGGACUAUAUGGAUCGAUUCAUUUUAACUGAGCUGCGUAAAGGCCCACCUGGCACGCCAAUAAUACAGAAAACAGUCUUUGGCUGGACGUUGUGUGGAAACGUAGAUACAUCCGUUCCACCCGCAAACCAUAUACAAUCAUUACACUGUGAUGUACAUUUAGAUAGAGCAUUGGCUAGAUUGUGGGAACUUGAAGAAGCGCCGCAAACACGAUAUCUUACCCACGAGGAGCGGUACUGCGAAGAACAUUUUGAAUCAACUCAUAUUAGGAAGCCGGACGGACGCUUUGUAGUGGAGUUGCCACUCAAGAUCGACGUGCCAUUAGGUGAAUCAAGGAGUCUCGCCGUACGAAACUUAUUACGCAUGGAGCGCAGAUUUGCCGGUGAUCAGGAUCUGUGGACACGCUAUAACGAAUUCAUGCAGGAAUUAAUUGAAAUGGGUCAUAUGGAGGUCGUGCCUAAAACGAACUAUGCUAAAUAUUAUAUGCCACACCAUGCUGUCGUAAAGGAGUCCAGCGUUACGACAAAAUUGCGAGUUGUGUUUAACGCGUCUGCUAAAACCACAACGGGGAAUUCCCUCAACGAUGCGCUUUAUGUUGGUCCUCAAUUACAAGAAGACUUGUACUCCAUACUUUUGCGCUUUAGAAUGCACAAAUUCGCAGUAACUGCAGACGUUGCAAAAAUGUAUCGACAAAUCUGUGUUUCAGCUAAACAUGUCGACUUACAUCGAAUUGUUUGGCGCUCUAACCCAUCUCUACCUAUUACAGAUUACCGCAUGCUACGCGUAACUUAUGAAAUUGCGUCCGCCUCGCAUUUGGCUGUCAAAUCGAUGCAACAAACCGCGAAACAAUCUUCCAAUACUUUUCAGAAAGCAGUCGACGUAAUUCUUAAAGACUUUUACAUGGACGAUCUUCUCACUGGUGCGUCUAGCAAGUCGGAACUUAAAGCAUUGCAGCGAAAUGUGUCCGAUAUUCUACGGGAAGGUGGGUUCGAGUUAAGAAAAUGGGCAUCAAAUUGUACAGAGCUAAAUGAGACUAUCGCUAGAGAAUCCAAGAACAUAUCACACUACACCGUAGAUGGCAACAAUGUACAUGCUCUGGGACUAAUUUGGUAUAUGGAAGAGGACUAUUUUACAUUUUCCAUUUCUCUAGGAGAACCGCCCCACGUCUUAACUAAGAGAGCAUUUCUGGUCGAUGCCAGCAAACUUUUUGAUCCAUUGAGUUUACUUUCACCCGCAACAAUCAGGUCGAAAAUGUUGUUUCAGGACAUCUGGCGUUCCAACACUGGAUGGGACGACCCAGUACCAGAUACGAUAGGCAAGGUGUGGCUUGAUCAUCGUUCGCAAUUACAACUUUUAUCUGAACUUAAGGUCAACCGUUGGGUUGGAGUCGGGACGAUAGGCUCAUUUACUGAGUUGCACGUUUUUGCCGACGCUUCCGAGCGCGCCUAUGCCGCAGUCAUAUAUGCGCGCACUGUACAUAGGGAUGGUCACAUUACAAUCGGCUUAAUUUCAUCAAAGACUAAAGUUGCCCCGCUAAAAACAACAACGCUACCUCGCCUCGAGUUGUGUGCUGCACAUCUCGCCGCAAAAUUGGUCAAGGCCGUCAUGCAAAGUUGGAAGGAUUUUUGCUGUCCACUGGUAGCAUGGACAGAUUCCACCAUUACGUUGGCGUGGCUGCAAGCACAUCCUAAUAAAUGGGAAACAUUCGUCGCAAACCGUGUCGCCUAUAUUCACGAGGUCCUGCCUCCCGAGUGCUGGAACCAUAUACGCUCUGAAAGCAAUCCUGCGGACUGCGCAUCCAGAGGUAUAUCUCCGCUUCAACUUAUGCAUCAUGAGUUAUGGUGGUUCGGACCUGACUUCUUACGCGAAGAGGAACAGUUCUGGAAGCAGCCCGCGCAAAUAAUGCAUAAAACCGAAAUAGGCUUACGAAAAGUUAAGGCUUGUAUCGCAGUUACUGACGUUUACUGGUCGGUCAUCACAAAAUACUCAUCUUAUUCGAAAUUAAGAAGAAUUAUCGCUUAUGUAUUGAGAUUUGUACACAAUACCCGCUCUAGCUCGCUUGGAAUCAAUAACAAAAAAACGUGGUUUCCUAAUUGUCAGGAGUUGCUGGAAUCCGAGCGAAGAUUAAUCAGGUAUACACAAAAUUUCUAUUUUUCUAAUGAAAUACGUUGUUGCAGGGAAAAAAAGCCAAUUAAACUGCGUAGUAGUUUGCUGCGAUUACAACCGUUUCUCGAUUCGUUUGGAAUCCUUCGUGUUGGAGGUCGGCUGAAAUCCGCAGAUAUUGCAAAUGAUGUCAGACACCCCGUUAUACUGCCAAAAAACUCUCCGCUUUCAAAACUCGUUGUUUUGGACAUACAUCACUACACGCUACAUGCAGGCCCCCGUAUAAUGCAAGUGAUCCUGCAACGCCGGUAUUGGGUCGUUGGUGCCCGCAACUUAAUUCGUAAUAUCUAUCGCAAAUGUGUAAAACGUACCGCUUUAAAUCGCAAGCUCGCAACACAAUCAAUGGGUGAUCUUCCUUCGUCCCGCAUAACGUACGCUCGCUGCUUCGUUCGUACAGCAGUAGACUUUGCUGGUCCUUAUAUGUUCAAAUUUACGCAUGGAAGAGGAGUUAAAUCCGUAAAAGGUUAUAUAUCUUCAUUUGUCUGCAUGUGCACAGGUGCAAUGCACCUCGAGUUUGUUGGAGAUCUCUCAAGUUCUUCGUUUCUAAACGCUUUUAAACGAUUCAUCAACCGCAGAGGCUAUUGUAAAGAAAUGUUUUCGGAUAACGGGACGAAUUUCGUUGGUGCAGAAAGGGAACUCCGUGAGAAAUAUCAAGAGUGCAUGCAAGACUCCCAACUUCAAUCGUUUUGUGCAGACUCUGCUAUUGAGUGGCGAUUCAAUCCACCGUCCGCACCUCACAUGGGAGGAUAUUGGGAAACUGGAAUCAAACGCAUAAAAUAUCAUCUAAAACGCUCCCUCGGAGAAAUUCUUUUAAGCUAUGAGGAGUUUAGUACGCUCUUAACGGAGGUGGAAGCUUGUGUCAAUUCCCGCCCAUUAUGCGACAUUUCGACGGAUGCAGGCGACUUAUCGAUUUUAACGCCUGGCCAUUUUCUGGUAGGCAAACCAUUGCGGGCAAUUCCAGAACCUGAGGGUCAAGGCUUUUCUGGAACCCUGCAACAAAGGUGGCAGUUGGUCUCUUCUAUUCGUCAACACUUUUGGCGCCGUUGGAGAGACGAAUACCUCGUAAGCUUGCAACGACGUGCUAAGUGGUUUCGUCCAUCACGAAAUUUUCAAGAAGGAGACGUCGUCGCUGUCUUUAAUGAAUCUUCUCCUCCAACAAAGUGGACACUCGCAGAGUAA
Molecule: messenger RNA, 5040 nt
Organism: Anastrepha ludens (Mexican fruit fly)
Lineage: Eukaryota; Metazoa; Arthropoda; Insecta; Diptera; Tephritidae
Exons: 1
Coding region: 1-5040 (1679 amino acids)
Biological process (GO): DNA integration
Molecular function (GO): nucleic acid binding
Source: RefSeq, a predicted model, not a curated record